AUGGUAGUUGUUCUAUUGGUCCUUCGACUCCCGAAGAACAAUCAGGAUAGGAAGCUAUCAUUUUCUCACAUUGCUCAAGAACUUGACUUGAUCGGUGCGAGCUUGCUCAUCCCGGCUAUCAUAUGCUUGAUUCUCGCAUUGCAAUGGGGCGGAAAUGCCUAUGCCUGGGGGAGCUCUCAAAUUAUCGUCCUUUUUGUCGGGUUUGGACUGCUGAUUCUUCUUUUUGCCGCGUCCCAGAUCUACAUUAGUCGACAAGACGAGAACAAUGCGGCUAAGCAUCAGAGGCUCAUCUGCAAUGACUUCUGGACUUCAGGUUCUGCCGUUCAUGCUGCCACCGUGGUCUCUUCAAUCACAAUCGGUGCUAUGGUGACAGCAGCUGGUUAUUACACACCAUUUUUGAUUGGCAGCACUGCUAUUGCUGCUAUUGGAACGAGUCUGAUCACCUUAUACGAUGUUGAUAUUUCUACGCUCGAGGCAUAG
Molecule: messenger RNA, 480 nt
Organism: Penicillium atrosanguineum
Lineage: Eukaryota; Fungi; Ascomycota; Eurotiomycetes; Eurotiales; Aspergillaceae
Exons: 2
Coding region: 1-480 (159 amino acids)
Biological process (GO): transmembrane transport
Molecular function (GO): transmembrane transporter activity
Source: RefSeq, a predicted model, not a curated record